AUGGUUGGUCUUGCACUCAUGAGAAUAGAUCUUAUCCUCUUAUGGAGUGAAACAAGCCCCGUGAACGCCAAAUUGUCGCUCAAAAUGUCUCCCAAAGUUUUGAAUAGAUUCUCUUCUGAGGGUAAGGCAGGUUGCAAUAUUUUGUUCAUCUCCAAAAUAUGCCAUUUCAUGAAGAUUUUGGCCACACUGAAAAAUUGUACAUCAUGUGUACAUAAUGCCAAUAAGAGAAUUAUCUCAACAGAUUGCACCACUGAUGAGCAAUUUCUAUGUAUAAGGUCAUUGCCGAACAUCUUGCUAGCAUUGGUCACAUUGUGUGAAAGGUUAAUCUCCUGUAAAAAUCUGUUUAAGAAAACAAAACAGGACUUGAACUUAGGGUCCACUAAAGAGAGGCAAGCGCAGGCCUCAGCUGUGGAUUGGAUCACAAAAAUGCGAAUAAGGGCAGUGGUGCAUGACCUCGUCUCGGUACUUUCGAGAUCUUUCGUAUCUUUUCUUACUAAUGUCAUAGAUAAUGAACAUGCGGAGUCGAAUAAAAUAGAAGUACCAACAACACUUUUGAACUUACACGCAAUUCCAAUAGGUGAUGAGACAUGA
Clavispora lusitaniae ATCC 42720 is the source of this 591-nucleotide messenger RNA. NCBI's taxonomy places the organism in Eukaryota, Fungi, Ascomycota, Pichiomycetes, Serinales, Metschnikowiaceae. The record is from RefSeq and is a predicted model, not a curated record.